UCGGGCAAGCUAAUCAUAUCACAACUAUUUCCCAAAAAGAAAAUCCGUAGUCUUUAAUUUCCUUUUUUUUUUCUUCUUCUUCUUGUGAUCAUCGAAGGAAACGUGUUUCUGCAUCAACAGAACAAUUACGUUAAUCCGGUCCCAAAAUUGCUGCGUUUUCAAAUCGUCUUCUAGUAUUCUCCUUCGAAUUCGGAGAUCGAGAUUGGUGGUGGUAAAAAAAAAAAUGUUAGAAAAGUGUUUGGGAGCUCAAAGGGCGCGAAGAUUCCACCGAGCUCUCAGGCAUUGCAAGGUCACGAUCCUCUGCCUCGUCCUCACCAUCGUUGUCCUGCGCGGCACCAUCGGCGCCGGAAAAUUCGGCACGCCGGAGCAGGACUUGGUUGACAUUCGCAACCGCUUCUACACCCGCAAGCUCCCCGAACCCCAUCGCCUCCUCGCCGAGCUCCAUUCCACAACGACGCCGUUUGAAAGUUCCACUUCCACCACCAAUUACAACGCCUUCGACAUCAACACCAUCUUGGUCGACGAAACAGAAGACGAGAACCGCGAGAAAGUUAACCCACACGAGGCGUAUCGUCUCGGCCCCAAAAUAUCGAUCUGGGACGAACAGAGAUCUCGCUGGCUUCGCGAGAAUCCCAAUUUCUCGAAUUUCCUUCGACCCAACAAGCCCCGCGUGCUUCUCGUAACUGGGUCGUCGCCGAAACCGUGCGAAAAUCCCGUUGGGGAUCAUUACUUGUUAAAGGCUAUUAAGAACAAAAUUGAUUAUUGUCGUUUGCAUGGGAUUGAGGUGUUCUACAACAUGGCUCUCCUCGACGCUGAAAUGGCAGGGUUUUGGGCGAAGCUUCCUCUGAUAAGGAAGCUUCUUUUGUCGCACCCUGAGGUGGAGUUUCUAUGGUGGAUGGAUAGUGAUGCCAUGUUCACUGACAUGAAGUUUGCGGUGCCGUGGGAGAGGUACAAAGACUCCAACUUGGUGAUGCAUGGGUGGAAUGAGAUGGUUUACGAUGACAAGAAUUGGAUUGGGUUGAACACUGGGAGUUUUUUGUUGAGGAAUUGUCAGUGGUCGUUGGAUAUUCUUGAUGCUUGGGCUCCAAUGGGGCCCAAAGGGAAGGUUAGAGAUGAAGCUGGGAAAGUACUCACGCGUGAGCUUAAGGAUAGGCCUGUUUUUGAAGCUGAUGAUCAAUCUGCGAUGGUUUAUUUGCUGGCUAAGGAGAGGGAGAAGUGGGGUGGGAAGGUUUAUCUUGAGAAUGGUUAUUACUUGCAUGGCUAUUGGGGGAUUUUGGUUGAUAGGUAUGAGGAGAUGAUUGAGAAUUAUCACCCUGGUUUUGGUGACCAUAGGUGGCCAUUGGUGACUCAUUUUGUGGGGUGCAAGCCUUGUGGGAAGUUUGGGGAUUACCCCGUUGAGAGAUGCUUGAAGCAGAUGGAUAGGGCUUUCAAUUUUGGGGAUAAUCAAAUACUGCAUAUUUAUGGGUUCACGCACAAGUCGUUGGGUAGUAGGGGAGUUAAGAGAAUACGGAAUGAGACUAGCAAUCCUCUGGAGGUCAAAGAUGAACUUGGAUUGCUUCAUCCAGCGUUUAAAGCAGUUGAGGUAUCAUAAUCUAAAUGAGCUCCUCUCUUCUUCUUCUCAUGCGGUUAAUUAGUCAGAAAACUCGUCAUGUAAGUGCGUGUUGGUGGAAUUUGUGGCAUAUUUAGUUACAGUCUUUACAGACAUAGAAAUUUUGCUCCUCACGUUUAUUUGUGAGUGAUGGUAUGUUAUGAGAAUAUAUAUACGUUUUUUUUUUUUGGUUAAAUAUUGCUAAUUAUUUUGUAGCCUCUCUCUUUCUUUCUUGGUCUUAAACUUCUCAAUUUAUGUUUGUAGAUUAUUCCUAUCCGUGAAUUGUAACACAUUUUUUAUGAAGUAAUGGAAAAAGUUGCAUGGUGGUUCAUGGUCA
Molecule: messenger RNA, 1925 nt
Organism: Glycine soja
Lineage: Eukaryota; Viridiplantae; Streptophyta; Magnoliopsida; Fabales; Fabaceae
Product: xyloglucan 6-xylosyltransferase 2-like
Exons: 1
Coding region: 224-1591 (455 amino acids)
Biological process (GO): xyloglucan biosynthetic process
Cellular component (GO): trans-Golgi network; endosome; membrane
Molecular function (GO): UDP-xylosyltransferase activity; hexosyltransferase activity; xyloglucan 6-xylosyltransferase activity
Source: RefSeq, a predicted model, not a curated record